UCGUCCCUGUUUUCAGCGAUCAAACCAGUGCUGGAGUUUUCAACGACAAAGUAAAGAGGGAGAGAGGGUUUAAGGGGCAAAACCGAUUUGAUUGCAAAUUUUCAAAUUCCUUGAUUUUGAUCUAUUCUGUUGUUCCAGAUUCUCGAUCGUUGCUUGAAAUUCGAAUAGAGUUGAGUUGAUUAUUAAGGAGGAGGAUGGUGCUGGUUUUAGCCUUGGGAGAUCUUCACAUCCCGCAUAGGGCUGCUGAUCUUCCUGCAAAGUUUAAGUCUAUGCUUGUUCCUGGAAAGAUCCAACAUGUAAUCUGUACUGGUAACCUAUGCAUUAAAGAGGUUCAUGAUUACUUAAAGACUCUUUGUCCUGACUUGCAUAUUACUAGAGGUGAGUAUGACGAGGAUACACGUUACCCUGAGACUAAGACUCUAACGAUUGGUCAAUUUAAGCUUGGAUUAUGCCAUGGCCACCAGGUUAUUCCAUGGGGUGACUUGGACUCAUUAGCUAUGCUUCAAAGGCAAUUGGAUGUAGACAUACUUGUGACUGGACACACCCAUCAGUUCACAGCUUACAAACAUGAAGCAGGGGUUGUUAUAAAUCCAGGAUCUGCUACUGGUGCCUACAGUAGCAUCACAUAUGAUGUCAACCCUAGCUUUGUUCUCAUGGACAUUGAUGCCCUGCGUGUUGUGGUCUAUGUUUAUGAACUCAUUGAUGGAGAAGUCAAAGUUGACAAGAUUGAUUUCAAGAAGACAACAACACAGAGUGCUAAUUGAAUAAGAGAACUUGUAAUUCAGCUGAUUUUACUGGAAUCCCAAGAGUCGAUAAGACAUUAUAUUCCUUUGUUUUGCUUGUUUCUAAGGCUUUUUCUACUAACUUUUGUUCUUUAUUUUCCUGUUGCUUCUGAUAAUUGAGGUUUAUGUUCAGUUACUUUAGCAAGUAUGCAUUGAAAAUUCAGUUGGUUGAUUGGAAUGAAUCUUCUGUAAGGAAAAAAAAA
Molecule: messenger RNA, 985 nt
Organism: Solanum verrucosum
Lineage: Eukaryota; Viridiplantae; Streptophyta; Magnoliopsida; Solanales; Solanaceae
Product: vacuolar protein sorting-associated protein 29
Exons: 3
Coding region: 195-764 (189 amino acids)
Biological process (GO): intracellular protein transport; retrograde transport, endosome to Golgi
Cellular component (GO): endosome; retromer complex
Source: RefSeq, a predicted model, not a curated record